CAUUGCAUCAUGUCGGAAGAGCAAAUUUUAGAGUUUCAAGAAGCUUUUUGUCUGCUAGACAAAGAUGGUGAUGGUUGCAUAACGAUCAAAGAGCUUGCUACAGCGAUUAGAUCGUUACAUCAAAACCCUACCGAGGAAGAAUUGCAAAUCAUGAUGAAUGAAGUUGAUGUUAACGGGAGUGGUUCCAUUGAAUUUGAGGAGUUCUUCAAUCUGAUGGCAAAGAAGAUGAAGGAAAGUGAAGCCGAAGAAGAAUUGAGAGAAGCUUUCAAAGUAUUUGAUAUGGAUCAAGAUGGGUUCAUAUCGCCUAACGAGCUGAAGAAUGUGAUGAUCCACAUGGUGGAGAAAUUAACUGAUGAAGAAGUGGAGCAAAUGGUGAAAGAAGCUGAUUUGGAUGGAGAUGGUCUUAUUGACUAUGAAGAAUUUGCUAAAAUGAUGCUUCUUAUUUGA
Molecule: messenger RNA, 447 nt
Organism: Cucurbita pepo subsp. pepo (vegetable marrow)
Lineage: Eukaryota; Viridiplantae; Streptophyta; Magnoliopsida; Cucurbitales; Cucurbitaceae
Product: calmodulin-1-like
Cellular component (GO): myosin II complex
Molecular function (GO): calcium ion binding
Source: RefSeq, a predicted model, not a curated record